Owenia fusiformis is the source of this 1483-nucleotide messenger RNA. Lineage: Eukaryota; Metazoa; Annelida; Polychaeta; Sabellida; Oweniidae. The record is from the annotation of a GenBank genome assembly.
GGGAAAACGACGCAAAAUGAUGGCGGGGUGAUGUUUAAUGAAAGGGGCUGUCUCCAGUCUUAAACCAGAUCAUGUACCGACCAGAUACAAAUGAUUCAAAUUCAACAUUUCUAUCAGCAUUAAAAUGUCUCAGUUGUCGAAGUUGUGCUUUACUCUAAUAAUGCCGUUUUUCACUUGCGAUCUUAUACUCUAAUAGUCAGGGAUCACCAAUCAAAGAAGGACGAACAAUGAUUAAGAACGUGAACAAUGUGAUUCGUGUGACGUUCAAGCUCUUUUUGAUGGUUCUACCAAUAAUUGGCAAGAAUACAUUGUCAUAUAAAGAGCUCGCAUUGUGGAUUGACAGAGUCCAAGUAAAAGCUUUUAUAGGUUCAGCUAUGCAGAUUGAUCUCAUUCGAGACGGGGCAGUUGUACCUUAUCUCGAGAACCCAAAAUUUCAAUUGUACCUUCCUCCAAUCCCGUCACACGUUCACAUGGUCAAUUUGACCUGGGCCGCUGGCAAAGAAAAGUAUGUUUAUCACUUUGAAAAGAUAACUUCACUUGACCGAGGGUUGCUCUUCGACCCUAUACUAAACAUACCAGAUAAAGGGGCCAUUCCGUCCCUACCCAAAGUUUUCCAUCUAUCUAUACCGUGUACCGGAAGGGCAAGGGGAACUGGAUUUCUGAGGAUUCUUUUGCGUAUUGUUGACGAUAAAAAGCGCCACAUAAAGGGAUCCCCUGUUGAUCUAAAACUUAGAAAAGUGUGUUCGAAAUAUGGCGACACAAAACAAAUAACAAGAAAGCCUCCACAAAACCCACCCAAAACGUCACGGUGUUUGAGGAAAUGUCUCAAUGGUGGCGUCUGUAAUAAGAAGGGGAAAUGCCAAUGUGCGAAGGGAUUCCGAGGCAAAAUGUGUCAGAAACCUCUUUGCAGAAAGUCUUGUGGCCCAUAUGGGGAAUGUGUUGGGACGAACAAAUGUCGAUGUAGGGAUGGCUGGGUUGGCCGAUAUUGCAGAAAACGAUCAAAACGUCAUGGACGAUCUUCAAACAAAAACAAAGGGCGUAAACGGAAAAAGAAGAAAUGCAAAGCGAACGAGGAGACCACUGAUGGUAUUAUUAAUAGUAAUAUGAACUCUACAACAGUUAAAAACUCCAAGGACUGUACUGUACAGAAAUCUAAGAAAAGACACAAACAGAAGACGGUUGUGUAGUACAUCAGAUGCGUGAAUAGUACUUCAAACACAUGGCUUUAAUAGUGGUACAUCACAAACACAAAGUAAAUCAAAUACACAAAUCGAAAUAAUAACGAUACGGGAAACACAUGGCUUGAGAAUAUGAGUUACACCAGAGCUACAAUUGCCUGAGAGUAGCACAUCGGAUACAUAAGACUUAAGAUGGUGUACAAUGUAGUGGUGCAGAGAGUAAAAUGAACUAAUGAAAAGAUACAAACAGAAAACGUUGGUGUAGUGCACGAAAUACUUGGCUCUAAAGGGUCUCAUGACAACAC